ACCAAGACUCCGCCAGAGCCAGGGGCGCGACCGGAAGUCAGUCUCUGUCUCUCGGUUGCUAGGAGACGAGUCUUCUACAAGCCAGACAGAAGUUCUGCAGCUUCUUUUCCUCCCUUUCUCCGCUUCAGCUUCCCCAAAGCCUGUCACCAUGUUGGAACCUGAAACUGAGACUUUGCGAAGUACCUUUCCCUCUUACAUGGCAGAGGGCGAACGGCUCUACCUGCGCGGGGAAUUCUCUAAAGCCGCCCAGAGCUUUAGCAACGCUCUUCACCUUCAGAAUGGAGACAAGAACUGCCUGGUUGCCCGCUCAAAGUGCUACCUGAAGAUGGGGGACUUGGAGAAAUCCCUGAAGGAUGCUGAGGCUUCACUCCAAAGCGACCCAACUUUCUGCAAGGGAAUUUUACAAAAGGCGGAGACCCUGUACAUCAUGGGAGACUUUGAGUUUGCCUUGGUGUUCUAUCAUCGAGGUUACAAAUUGCGGCCUGAUCGGGAAUUCAAAGUUGGAAUUCAGAAAGCCCAGGAAGCCAUCAACAACUCGGUGGGAAGUCCUUCUUCCAUUAAGCUGGAGAACAAAGGGGACGUAUUCUUCUUAAGCAAGCAGGCCGAGAGUAUGAAAGCCCAGCAGAAGCCUCAUCCCAUUAAGCAACUCCCACACCACACCCAGAGAGAAUCCAAGCGGAAGGGCUCAUUCAAGAGUGAGAAGACUAUCCGCCAACUGCUGGGGGAGCUCUACGUGGACAAGGAGUAUCUGGAGAAGCUCCUACUGGAUGAAGACCUCAUCAAAGGCACCAUCAAGGGCGGCUUGACUGUGGAAGACCUCAUCAUGACGGGCAUCAACUACCUGGACACCCGCAGCAACUUCUGGAGGCAGCAGAAGCCAAUCUAUGCCAGGGAGCGGGACCGCAAGCUAAUGCAAGAGAAGUGGCUGCGUGACCGCAAACGUCACCCGUCACAGACGGCCCGUUACAUCCUCAAGAGCCUGGAGGACAUCGACCUGUUGCUGACCAGUGGCAGUGCCGAAGGGAGUCUCCAAAAAGCUGAGAAAGUGCUGAAGAAGGUGCUGGAGUGGAACAAAGAAGAGGUGCCCAACAAGGACGAACUGCUGGGGAACUUGUACAGCUGCAUCGGGAACGCCCAGAUCGAGCUGGGGCAGAUGGGAGCAGCCCUGCAGAGCCACAGAAAGGACCUGGAGAUCGCUAAGGAGUAUGACCUUCCUGAUGCAAAAUCAAGAGCCCUUGACAACAUUGGCAGGGUUUUUGCCAGAGUUGGGAAAUUCCAGCAAGCCAUUGACACGUGGGAAGAGAAGAUUCCUCUGGCUAAAACUACCCUGGAGAAGACCUGGUUGUUCCAUGAGAUUGGCCGCUGUUACUUGGAGCUGGACCAGGGCUGGCAGGCUCAGAAUUAUGGUGAGAAGUCUCAGCAAUGUGCCGAGGAAGAAGGGGACAUUGAGUGGCAGCUGAACGCCAGCGUUUUGGUGGCACAGGCACAAGUGAAGCUGCGAGACUUCGAGUCGGCUGUGAACAAUUUUGAGAAGGCCCUGGAGAGAGCGAAGCUGGUCCAUAACAACGAGGCACAGCAGGCCAUCAUCAGCGCCUUGGAUGAUGCCAACAAGGGCAUCGUGGAAGAACUGAAGAAAACUAACUACAGGGAGAUGCUCAAAGACAAAGAAGAGGCCCCUGCCCUGAAUGAAGACAGAACAGUGGAGGCGAAGGAGAAGGAAGGGAAGAAAGAGAGGGAGGAUACCAAGAAGGUGAUGAAGAGCUGGGAAAGGGAGCAAGGGGAGAGCGACGGAGACACCGGAGACACCGAGGAGGAGGAGGAAUUCAAGGACGAUUCUCAGAGACAGAAGGCAGAGAAGGCCAGAAGAAGCUUCAGGGAAGAUUCCAGGAGAGUGUCGGAGGGCAGGACGCUGCUGGAGGUGGACAGGAGAGAGUCCAGGGAAAUUUACAGGCGGCCUUCAGAAUUAGACCAAGAGAUUUCCGGAGGAGAAUUAAGCACAAAGGCCUCAGAAAGACUGGAGAAAAGACUUUCCGAAGUAAGUUCAGGCGAGAAAGAACCGGGAGAAACAGAAGAAAAAGAAGAAGUGAAAGCGGAGGAAACAAAAAUUGCCCAAGAAAUGGAAAAGGAGUAGAGUGAAGCCUGCCUUACCAGGCAUUAGCAGGAGGCUGGUGCUCCAGGGCCAUGACUCUCUUAACUGGAUUUUCAAGCUGAGAUGUGUUUUUGAUGGGGGGGGGGGAUGGGAAACAGUUUCCCACAGGUCACCUCUACCUCUCUCUAUCACUAAUUUCUCAUUAAAUAUGUAUCUUUCACUUUUGCAAACCCUAAA
Messenger RNA from Ictidomys tridecemlineatus (thirteen-lined ground squirrel), 2326 nucleotides. It is a transcript of the gene Odad4, whose product is annotated as outer dynein arm docking complex subunit 4. The record is from RefSeq and is a predicted model, not a curated record. Gene Ontology annotation, cellular component: cytoplasm. Gene Ontology annotation, molecular function: protein binding. Lineage: Eukaryota; Metazoa; Chordata; Mammalia; Rodentia; Sciuridae.